UGAACGUUGGUAUUCCCGAUGGCCAUCGCCAUGACCAACCUGACUCCAUUGGCCUCGGGUGUGGGCACGCCCCUCAUAUGGUUGUGCACUCAGGUGGAAUCCCUUCAGCGUUUGGUGGUUGGGUUGCUCACACGAGUAGCGGAUUUGGAGCGUGAAGUGGCACCCAUGAAAAAUCACAUCGUCGGAGGAGGAUGCGUGCAACCAGGGUGGCGCCAGUCAAAAGACGAAGAUGUUGAUGGAUUAAAAGACGCGGUCACAAAGUUGAUGACCCUAGUCCAAAGGCUGGAAUACCGUUUGCCCCCACCUUUGGUCGAGCGCCGUGACUGCCAUGAUGUUCCCAGUGAGGAAAGAGGGAUGUUCGACGAUGCAGAGGAAUUAUUUCUGAAGAGCCCAUUGGCGGCUCCAGCCGCCAACCAGUUAGAACUGCAAGGGCUGCUCUAUGCUGUGGCAUUUGGGGAAGAAGCUGAGGCCUUGAUGUUGAUCAACAGCGCCGAUGCCCUCAACAGUGAAGCCAAGGUGCAACUGGAUGUGAAAGACUCCACGGGCCGCACGGCGCUUCACUGUGCAGCAUCUCGGGGAUCUCAAGCAGUGACAAGGAUGCUGCUGGAUCAUUCCAAUUUUGUGCGCUAUAUCAACAGCCCAGAUCGGUAUCUUAGAACGGCCUUGCACAUGGCAGCACGGGCUGGACAUGCAGAUCUUUGCAGACUACUCUUGAACCAUCGGCUCUUUACAUCCGCAAGCGCGGUGGAUUGCGAUGGCCAAACAGCUCUGCACCAUGCUGCAGCUGCAGGGCAUGAAGAAGUUUGCGCAGCUCUCCUGGAACAUUCCGAGUUCACAGUCCGUGACACACUGGACUGUUUCGGACGAAUGGCCUUGCACUACGCAGCCCGUGGUGGGCAUCAGGAGGUCGCAGAAGUGUUGCUGAAAGACGUCAGUGAUUUGAAUGAAGUUUGGGCGCAAGAUUGUGACUGUUUGACACCCUUACACUGCGCGGCUUUCCGCGGGCAUGCGGCUUUUUGCGAGAAGAUCUUGAGCCAUAGCAGCUUUGCAGAGAUGUGCAGAGGAGGUAAUCUUAAUCUAUCGAUGCUGCCACAUGUGCAAGACGAUGUCCGCUUGGUGUUUAAACGUGCGUUGGAAGAUGUGGGUUUGUCAUUGCCACCUUUGGACGCCAAUCACCAUGAUUCACCGAAAGCGGUGGAGGAGAACAGGAUCCCAGUCGCAGAGGAAGACCCUGCGAUUGAAGCAAUUGAAGCAAGAGCACCGAGGAGUUCCAGCGGCACUCGUGAUGCACCUGUAGGAUCAGUGGAUGCGGCACUGAAAGAGAUAUUUUCUGGAUCACCUUUGCUUGCGAUUCACCAUCAGUUGCAAGUUGCAAAUGUGACACCGUUGGAUUAUUUCAAUCAGCUGGAUCAAGACUCUGAUGGUCGCCUCACGCUGGAUGAGCUUGACAAGUGUUUGCGGAGCAUCGGGUACAAAGCGACCUUCAAAGAGCUCCAAGAGUUGGUGAGUCGCCUGGACAGAGAGACGGACACGGUAGCCAUCGUGGCCUUGGACCGAGCCGUGAAGCUGGAGGCCGCGGAAUACGAAGCACGGCGCCGGCGAGAGCUGGAAGAAGCAAUGAGAAGAGCAACAGGUUUGGAGAUGGAUGAUCCCAACCUGGAGGAAGUACAUCCGGCCAUCCUGGCCCUGCUUCAGCAUCUCAAGGACUCCAACAUCCGGGUGUUUGCGUUGUUCCGGCAACACGAUCAGGAUGGAAAUGGUGUUUGGUCAGCAGCUGACCUGAGAAAUGCCCUGCAAAGCGCUGGCUACAAAAUUCGCGACGAUGACGUGGAAACCUUAAUGGAAAUGAUGGACUCUGACCGCAACGGCUUCAUUGAUGUGAAGGAGUUGGCACGAGCACUCCACCGAGCAGAGUUGAGAUCCAGUCCUUCGGGGCAGGAUGCUGUGAUCGAGGUGGAGUUCAUGGACGCCCUGCAGGAGAUCACUGCGACAGCUGCAUUGGUGGCCAUCUAUGAGCGCUUGGAACUCAACAAGCUUCGCACGGCUGAGUUCCUAGAACUCUUCGAUCGAAACAGCGAUGCUUAUUUGACACCUGCUGAACUUCAACGAGGAUUGCAGCAGAUUGGCUAUGAGAUCAGCCAACAAGAACUGGAUGCACUCGUCUUCCUGCUCGAUGUCGACAGGGUUGGCAUGCUGAGUGUCAAAGAGUUCGAGCAUCGCGUGAAGAAAGCUGCCCUGGAAGCCUUAGAGGCGGCAAAACAUCGCGUGGCAGAUAGCCCUACGGACACAUCCAUUCUGGAUGUUUUGCACAAGGUGAACGCUGGCCUGCGCGCGGGCAAGAUGACAGUCUACGGGCGUAAGAUCCACGAUGGACAUGGUUUCUUCAAAGCCAUCGACAAAGACGGCAGUGGUUCCCUGGACCCCGCGGAGGUUCAACGUGGCUUCCGGCGCCUGGGGGUGGAUGUGUCUGAUCAUUUGCUGCAGCAACUGACAGAUGCCAUGGACACCAACGAGAACGGCAAAAUCGAACUAGCAGAAUUUAUCCGUGCGCUGCAUGAUCCUGAAAGCGUGCAGAAGAAAUUCAGCAUGGAAGCCGCAUCCCUAUUGCCUCCAGCUUCUUCUCAACGCGGAUUGUCCGCUGUGCACGGCCCGGCUCGAUCCAGCUUGAAAGAUGCAGAACGGUCAACUCCCCCGCGACGGAGCCCAUUUGGUCCAGACAGUCGCAGAGAAUCUAUGGCGGCCAGAAGCUUGGAAGGCCAUGGCAGGACCUCUCUGAAUCCAACAGCAGGCCGAAGCUCCAGCCCAAGGACCUCUGGAUUAGGGAGUCUCAGCAACAGCCCCCGGCCCAGGACAUCUUUGGUGCAAAGCAAGGAGAAUACAAGCGUUGCCGCUGAUGCGGGUGUUUCUGUUGAUGCACUGGGCGCCUUGCGGUUGAUUCACCAGCAGAUGGGGAAGGGCCAGCGAACUAUUGAUUUGUUCCGCCAGUUUGACAAGAGUGGUGAUGGGUCAAUCGGCAAGAGUGAACUCCGAAAAGGCUUGGAAGAAAUGGGCGUGAAGAUCGACCCAGCGUCCUUCAAAGCUUUGAUGGGAUACCUGGACCGAGAUAGUGAAGCCACCAUAAGCCUCAAAGAGCUUGACAGAGGGAUCAAGGAAGCGAUCAAGAAGAAAGAUCCCAAGGAAGACAAGAUCGAUCGUGCACGCUGGCCUGAGUAUGAGCUAUUAAAAGAGAUCAACAAAGCGCUGUACUCAGGAACCCAGAUUAUCUUCGGGAACCGUGUCACAGACAGCCGGAGUUUUUUCCGGGCCAUCGACAAGGACAACAGCGGUGAGCUGGACGUGGCCGAGUUGGCCCGUGGCUUGAUGAAGUUGGGCAUCAUGGUGGACGAAAGUUUGAUGAAAGAACUGGUGGGCUGCAUAGAUAAAAACGACAGCGGGCUGAUUGACAAGGAAGAGUUUAUAAAGGCUCUGCAAAAUCCUGAAGAACUCUUAGCCAAGCCCGAGGAGAAGAAGGAGCGUCGUGUGAUCGAAGCAGGGAGCAAAGAAGAUGCCACCAAAGCGUUGGCCAAGAUCCAUGAGCAGAUGUCCGCCUCUAGGACGCGGACCACGGACUGGUUCUACAAGAUGGAUACCAGCAGAGAUGGCAAGAUUUCCCGAGCUGAACUGAAGAAAGGUUUAAAAGAUAUGAGUUGCAACCUAAGUGCUUCGGACUUGAAGGCGGUGCUCCAAUACCUGGACGAUGACAACUCGGGCAGCGUGAGUCUCCAGGAGCUGCAGAAGGGCAUGAACCGUGCGGUACGCGAAGUGGCCGAGGCCCAGGCCAAAUUGGAGCCGCAGGUUACGGGGCCGGCAACCAACGCCUAUGAAGCCUUGGUGCAGAUCAAUGCAGCGUUGAGAAGCAACACUCAGAUGAUACUUGGGAUGCGCGUCACUGAUGGCCGAAGCUUCUUCAAAGCCAUGGACAAAGACACCAGCGGCAGCCUGGACGUCGCCGAGGUGGCGCGGGGCCUGAAGCGUUUGGGCCUGGACGUCUCAGAAGCCUUGCUGGAUGAUUUGGUCGCAGCCAUUGAUGUGAACAAAAAUGGCCUCAUUGAGAUGAAGGAGUUCGUGCACGCCUUGAAGCUGCCAGAUGAUGUUGCAGAUCCCAAAGCGGCUCCGGCCGUAGCUUCAGCACCAGAUCCUGAGCCAGCUGCUGCCGAACCAGAUCCUCAAGCAGAUCCUCUUCCACCCGAAGCAGCACCAGCUCCCCCUGAAGCCAACUCAGCUAGCGUCGAAGUGGAAGACACCACCAUGGCAGGCCUUGCAAAACGCGCUUCCCAGGCUUCCAGGGCCUCUCAAGGUUCCAAGGGUUUCCAGGCACAGGCGCAGAUGGUUGAGAGCCUCGAGAGCCCUGGGGUUGUUGAGAAGGUGAGGUCCGCUUCACGGUCCCCCAGAGGUUCAGCGCUUCAGGCGCUACAGGAUCAGAGCGCCACACAGCCAGGACCCGAGGAAACACCUGCAGAGGCUCCAUCAGCCCAAGAAGUAGCCUCGAUCCGGGAAGCUGCAGCCACACGGCCGGAAGCUGCAGGCACACGGCCAUCGGUGACGCCACGGAAAUCUCAGGCGAAAGCGGCCAGCAGCUCUGGUGGUUUGUUGAGCCGGGCCUCAAAAGCUGUGGGUGCAAUUACUGGUGGGAGCAGUACCUCCGCCAGCCGUCGACAGACGCAGCGCACCACACUAAACCGUGGAUCGCCGUCCCCUCGACCUCGGAGCACAACUCGGGGCUCCACUUUUCGAUGAUGGCAACCGAGAGUCAGGAAGAAAUCUUUGCCGGUGAUGUGGAGCUUGCGGCUGUGCCAUUCCAUGUUGCAAAACUGCAGGUGGACUUUUGGCAGCUAAUGAGAUCACAGCAUUUUCCGGUGCGGGAUGCGGAUGUAUCCUAUGCCAUCGGGCUGUUAAUGAAGAGUGGAUGGUGGUUUCAGAUUGCAAGUGUUUCUUAC
Cladocopium goreaui is the source of this 4976-nucleotide messenger RNA. The record is from the annotation of a GenBank genome assembly. Lineage: Eukaryota; Dinophyceae; Suessiales; Symbiodiniaceae.